This is a messenger RNA of Balaenoptera acutorostrata (minke whale), 808 nucleotides long. It is a transcript of the gene IFI6, whose product is annotated as interferon alpha inducible protein 6. The record is from RefSeq and is a predicted model, not a curated record. Bases 305 to 700 code for a protein of 131 amino acids. The transcript is spliced from 5 exons. NCBI's taxonomy places the organism in Eukaryota, Metazoa, Chordata, Mammalia, Artiodactyla, Balaenopteridae. Gene Ontology annotation, biological process: negative regulation of extrinsic apoptotic signaling pathway in absence of ligand; apoptotic signaling pathway; negative regulation of mitochondrial depolarization. Gene Ontology annotation, cellular component: membrane; mitochondrion.
ACCAGCCUGAGAGCUGUUACCUCACUGCAGUUCCCGUCUAUCAGCAGCCUGCAGGCAGGAAGAUUCCUUCUCUGCUCUCCUCCAAGGAACAUCAGCGCCGCUGGUGCCGUGAGGAAACGGAAAGCCUGCGGCUCCUUAGAGGGGUCCUGGGCUCAGUCCAGAGCAUCUCGCUGCUUUUUGUGGACUCAUCCUCGAAUCGAAAGGGAAUACAACAGAGCGGGAGUGGCUCCAAUAGGGCUCUGGGGACCACCUCUUCCCUCUCCCCCAUCCCAAGUACGGCGACAAAGCCUUGCGCUGUGCCACCAUGCGGCAGAAGGCGGUAUCGCUCGUCUUGUGCUACUUGCUGCUCUACACCUGCGGCUGCGAGGAGACAGACAAAAGACGCUCAGGGGACGGUGACUCCGGGUUCUGGGGCACGCUGACCUACAUGGCCGUCGGAGGAGGGCUCAUGGCCAUGGCGCUGCCCGCACUGGGCUUCUCGAGCACAGGCAUCGCCGCCAACUCGGUGGCUGCCUCGCUGAUGAGCUGGUCGGCCGUGGCGAACGGGGGCGGAGUGCCCGCCGGGGGGCUGGUGGCCACGCUGCAGAGCCUGGGGGCUAGCGGUGGCAGUGCCCUCAUGGCCAAGAUUGGGGCCCUUCUGGGCUAUACUGUCCACAAGCAAAUUGAAAGCAGAGGGAAGGAGAGAGCGGAUGAAGAGUAGCUAGCAGCUCCCUGGAACCCCCUCCUUCCUCCUUGUCCUCCUUUUCCAGCUGUAGUCCAGAGGUUCCUCUUUCACACUUGGCAAUGACCUAGGUAAAAAACCAGAAUA